This is a messenger RNA of Capsicum annuum, 3581 nucleotides long. Its product is annotated as nucleobase-ascorbate transporter 12. Gene Ontology annotation, biological process: transmembrane transport. NCBI's taxonomy places the organism in Eukaryota, Viridiplantae, Streptophyta, Magnoliopsida, Solanales, Solanaceae. The record is from RefSeq and is a predicted model, not a curated record. Gene Ontology annotation, molecular function: transmembrane transporter activity. Gene Ontology annotation, cellular component: plasma membrane. The transcript has 10 exons. The coding region runs from base 1062 to 3218 and encodes 718 amino acids.
UCUCACUCUUUCUUUCUCUCUCUACAAAAGCUUAGCUAGCUCCAGCAGUGUACUUCAAUUCUCACUCUCACAUUUGUUUUUACACACACUUACACCUUCCACUGUGUGUAAAAAACUAUACCAUUUUUACCCCUCACAAAGUUCAAUUUUUUUUCCUUUUGUUGAUGUUCUUGAAUUUGUCACUUUUCACACACUAAACACCUUCACUCUGUGUAAAAAGUCCCAACAUUUUUAGUAACCCCACAACUUUCAUUUUCCUUUAUUGGGUGUUCGUAGCUAACAAUUCUCACACACUAACACCUUCACUGUGUGUAGAAAGUGCCAUUUUUAACCCUCACAAAGUUCAUUUUUUCCUUUUCUUUGAUGUUCUUGAAAAAUUGUCACUUUUCACACACUAAACACCUUCACUCUGUGUAAAAAGUACCAUUCUUAGCCCCCACAGAGCUCAUUUUUCCUUUUCUUGGGUGUUCUUGAAGUUAGCUAAAAUCCUCACCUUUCACACACUAACACCUUCAGUGUGUGUAAAGAGUACCAUUCUUACACCCCACAAAGUUCAUUUUUACUGUUCUUGAAAUUGUCAAGCUAGCUACAAAUUCUCACUUCUCACACACUAAUACACUCACUGUGUGUAAAAAAGUACCAUUUCUUAGUAACCCCACAAGCUCAUUUACCUUAUUGGGUGUUCUUGAAAUUGUCAAGCUAGCUACAGUUCUCCACUUUACACACACCAACACCUUCACUGUGUGUAAAAAGUACCCUUUUUAGCAACCCCACAAGCUCAUUUUGCUUUAUUUGAAAGUUUUUUCUUUCUUGGGUGUUCUUAAAAUUGUGAAGCUAGCUAUAAUCCACCACUUUUCACAUACUAACAUACUUACUGCGUGUAAAAAGUACCCGUUUUUAGUAACCCCACAAGCUUAUUUUCCUUUUAUGUGAAUUUUUUUUUGGAACCCUAGCUAGAAUUAGAUCCAAGAAUAUCCAUUUGGAUAAAAGUUGGUUGUUGGUAUAGUUUAGUGUGUUUUAUUUGAGUUAAUGGGGUUAUAAAGUGUGAAAAAAUCAAGAGAAUGGCUAGUUCUGACCCGAAUAAGCGUACCCGACCCGGUCCAUGGCCACCUGCACCGGAAUCUGCAGCAAUGCCACCUUCUUCUUGGGCAAAGAAAACUGGGUUUCGUCCAAAGUUCUCAGGGGAGACAAAUGCUAGUGAUUCUGGGCAAAUUGGGAUACAAAUACCGGGUCAACAGCAAUCAACCCGGAGAAGAGAGUCCGACCCGAAUUUGGAUCUUGAAGCGGGCCGGGUUAGGAGUAGACAAGAGAAGGUUAAUGGGGAAGUAGUGGGUGAAAGAGAGAAAGAUAAGCCUGUGAGGAAAAGGAGGGAUUCUGAUGGUGGUGGUAGAGUGGUUAAGAGUACUAAUGGACAGGCAGUUGGUACUGCUACUACUGCUACUACUGCUACUACUGCUACUGUUGCUGAGCCAGCUGGGGCGGCGGUGGCUGCUGCGGCGCCGCAGCCGGCUCGAAGAGCUUCGAGGAAUGAAGAUGUUGUUGAUGUGUUGCCACAAGUAGUUGAUGAUGAUGGUUUUAUGUCGAGGCAUUCACAUAUGAAAUAUGAACUCAGAGAUACUCCUGGUCUUGUUCCUAUUGGACUCUAUGGAUUUCAACAUUAUCUUUCAAUGUUGGGAUCGUUGAUACUAAUUCCACUUGUGAUAGUUCCAGCAAUGGGUGGUAACUAUGAGGAUACAUCAAAUGUGGUCUCCACUGUGCUCUUUGUGUCAGGGGUGACGACGCUGUUGCACACGUCAUUUGGCUCGAGGUUGCCUCUAAUACAGGGCUCUUCAUUUGUUUAUCUUGCUCCUGCUCUUGCAAUAAUCAACUCCCCAGAGUUCUUGGCAUUGGAGGGAAAUAAUUUCAAGCAUAUCAUGAAGGAGUUGCAAGGUGCUAUCAUAAUUUCUUCAGCUUUUCAAGCAAUUCUUGGAUACAGUGGGCUGAUGUCAGUACUAGUGAGGUUGAUCAAUCCUGUGGUUGUGGCUCCUACUGUUGCUGCCGUUGGACUUUCAUUCUACAGUUAUGGUUUCCCACAAAUUGGUACAUGUUUUGAAAUUGGAGCAGUGCAGAUAUUGUUGGUUAUUAUUUUCUCUCUUUACCUCCGUAAGAUAUCUAUUCUUGGUCAUCGUGUGUUUCUCAUUUAUGCGGUUCCAUUGGGUCUAGCAAUAACAUGGGUUCUAGCUUUCCUUCUGACUGCAUUGGGGGCAUAUAGCUAUAAAGGCUGUGAUAUGAAUGCACCAAUAUCAAAUAUAAUAUCCGAUCACUGCAGAAAGAAUAUCCCUAGGAUGAAGCACUGUCGUGCUGAUGCUUCACACGCAUUAAGAUCUGCUCCGUGGUUUAGAUUCCCUUAUCCAUUGCAAUGGGGUACGCCUGUCUUCCACUGGAAAAUGGCUCUAGUAAUGUGUGUGGUAUCCAUAAUUUCAUCUGUGGAUUCGGUUGGGUCAUAUCAUGCAUCAUCAUUAUUGGUUGCAUCCAGACCACCAACACCUGGUGUUUUAAGUCGAGGAAUUGGUCUUGAAGGUCUUUGUAGCCUCUUGGCUGGUCUAUGGGGCACAGGAACUGGAUCAGCAACUUUAACGGAAAAUGUGCACACAAUUGCUGUUACCAAAAUGGGAAGCCGCAGAGCGAUCGAGCUGGGGGCUUGUGUUUUAAUUGUCCUGUCUCUCAUAGGUAAAGUAGGAGGCUUUAUUGCAUCAAUACCAGAUGUCAUCGUCGCAGGCCUUUUAUGCUUUAUGUGGACAAUGCUUACGGCCCUGGGCUUGUCAAAUUUACGCUAUAGUGAAGCAGGAAGCUCAAGGAAUAUUAUCAUAGUUGGCCUGUCUUUGUUCCUGUCCCUUUCUAUACCAGCCUACUUCCAGCAGUAUGGCAUCUCUCCAAACAGCAAAUUGCCUGUUCCAAAUUAUUUUCAACCAUAUGUUGUGGCUUCUCACGGUCCAAUUCGCACCAGCUUUGGAGGGCUAAACUACGUUUUGAAUACAUUGUUAUCACUCCACAUGGUGAUAGCAUUCUUGGUAGCUGUUAUCCUCGACAACACUGUGCCAGGGAGUCGCCAGGAGCGUGGGGUGUACGUUUGGUCCGACCCCGAGACAGCAAAAAGGGAGCCUGCUGUAGCCAAAGACUAUGGGUUGCCAUUCAGAGUUGGCAAAAUCUUCAGAUGGGUGAAAUGGGUUGGACUAUAAGGCCCGGAGUUAUGAUUCGUUGCUCAAGAGUUUCAACUAGCAACAUUUUUUCAACCUCGACAGGAAAAAGUCCUCGCAGAAAAAGACUGAUGAGGCAACGUGGAAUCAUGACUUCUCCCCCACGCGGCGCUGAGUUUAUCGAGGCAAGUAGGUGUUACAGAGGGGGAGAUACUUGUUGUACAUGUAAUAUGAUGUUUGUAUAAACUGUAUGUAGUUUAGUUGAAAUGUCCAGGUGAACUUAUUUCUCUGUAUUUUUUUCUCUUUUGGCUCCCACUGUUUACAUUGAGAGAUUUGUUUUGGUUAAAUGUGGAGCUAUGUAUGUACCACACACACAUUAAUAUUAUUCUUUUUGUUACAUUCAAA